Lactuca sativa (garden lettuce) is the source of this 830-nucleotide messenger RNA. RefSeq names its product Quinone reductase family protein. Gene Ontology annotation, cellular component: membrane. Lineage: Eukaryota; Viridiplantae; Streptophyta; Magnoliopsida; Asterales; Asteraceae. Gene Ontology annotation, molecular function: NAD(P)H dehydrogenase (quinone) activity; FMN binding. The record is from RefSeq and is a predicted model, not a curated record.
GCCUUGUUUGAUUAUCUAAUCUAUGGAUAAUAUGAACUUAUCGAUACAUACGAACCUCAUCUCACCUUCUCUUAUGAUCACCUUCCUUUUCUUCUCAACUUGCACUUUCUUUAAGCCUUCUUCAUCUUCAUCUAUGCAACUAUGGCGAUCACCAAGGUCUAUAUAAUUUAUUACUCCCUGCAUAAACAUGUUGAGUACAUGGCUAGAGAAAUACAAAGAGGAGCAAAUUCCAUCGAGGGAAUCGAAGCAACACUUUGGCAGGUACCUGAAACACUUCCAAGUUUGGUAUUAGAAAAGAUGAAGGCUCCUCCUAAAGCAGAUGAUGUGCCAGUGAUUAAACCAGAACAACUUACAGAAGCUGAUGGAUUCCUAUUUGGGUUUCCUUCUCGUUUUGGUGUAAUGGCAGCUCAAUGUAAAGCUUUCUUUGAUUCCACUAACGAUCUCUUUGAAACCCAAGCACUCGCCGGAAAACCCGCCGGAAUCUUUUGGAGCACCGGUUUCCAUGGCGGCGGCCAAGAACUCACAGCGUUAACGGCGAUAACACAAUUAGCGCAUCAUGGGAUGUUAUAUGUGCCACUUGGAUACACAUUUGGGAGUGGAAUGUUUGAAAUUGAUGAAGUUAAGGGUGGAUCGUCUUAUGGUGCGGGAACUUAUGCGGGUGAUGGGUCGAGAAAGCCGAGUGAGUUAGAGCUCCAACAAGCUUUUUAUCAAGGUAAAUAUGUAUCAGAAAUCACUAAAAAGCUUUCAAGAAACUAAAAGUUAAUCCAAGUGAAUAAAUCUUGGUUGUAAAGAUUGUGUUGUUCAUGAAUAAGGUUAAUAAUUUAUGUGUA